Molecule: messenger RNA, 1705 nt
Organism: Penaeus monodon (black tiger shrimp)
Lineage: Eukaryota; Metazoa; Arthropoda; Malacostraca; Decapoda; Penaeidae
Product: RNA-binding protein cabeza-like
Biological process (GO): regulation of DNA-templated transcription
Cellular component (GO): nucleus
Molecular function (GO): transcription coregulator activity; RNA binding
Source: RefSeq, a predicted model, not a curated record
GGCGGGUGCGCGUGGCCGGCCAAUCGCAGGCGGCGUCGCGGCCACCGACAACGCGGCCCCAACGCUCUCGCCGAUAUUCGCCGCGGCUCUCCUCACGCGUGAUCUCCCGCCGCCCAGCGAGUGCCAGAGCUCGUGGCGCAGCAAGCGUUCUGCCUCGGAGAAGAUUUCCUAAGAAGGGUACAAAAUGGGGGACACACAAUACAGUUACGGCAGUGGCGCUGGUGCUGGUAGCUAUGGUAGUUAUGGUGGUGCUCCUAAUGCUGCCUCGCCUCCAGCCCCAGCAUUCCCCCCACAACAGCCACACUACGGGGCAUACUCUACCCCUCCUCCACAAGGCUUCUCGCAGGGACAAGCUCCUUACGCAGCACCCCCUUCAUACAGUGCCCCACCUCCACAAGGUGGGUACGGACAUCCGCCGCCAACUCAGGCUCCAGUUCAGUCAGCACCAGGUGGUGGAGGGUACAGCAGUUAUGAACAAAACAGUACCUACGGCUCUGGAAGCUAUGGACAGACACCUGCAAGCACUGCAUAUGGUAGUCAGCCCAAUGCUAACUUCUCAACUCCUCCUGCCCAAGGAAAUUUUGGAGGACCGCCGCCAACACAAGGAGGCUAUGGCGGAGGCCCUCCAUCUGGGGGAAGUUAUGGUGGUCCACCAUCUUCAAAUGGAAAUUAUGGUGGGCAAGGUGGUGGAUACAACAGUGGUCUAGGCAUGGCUCCUCCCCCCCUGUCAGCCCCUCCAGGCUGUGGUGGCAUGUACGGGUCGCCGCUGAAGCAGUCCCCGGCUCCCAUUCCUAGGCGAGAUCAAGGGAGAGGUUAUUGCAAAGAAAGUGGUGGUGGAAACUACGGGAGCAGUCGAUAUGAUGGUGGUGGCCGAGGAGACCGGUCCAGAGACUCCGAACUGGUCACACAGGAAGAUACAAUUUUUGUGUCUGGUAUGCCAGACCAUGCCACAGAAGACGACAUCAAGGAUCAUUUUGGAUCAAUUGGCAUUAUUAAGAUGGAUAGAAAGACACAACGUCCCAAAAUAUGGAUGUAUAAAGAUAAGGCAACUGGAAGAAUGAAAGGAGAAUGUACAGUGACCUUUGAUGACCCCUACACCGCCAAGUCUGCUAUUCAGUGGUUUGAUGGCAAAGCAUUUAUGGGCAGUAAUAUCAAGGUACAAAUGGCAGAGCGUCCAAAGAGCAGUUAUGAACGUGGACGUGGUGGUGGUGGAGGUGGAGGUGGUGGUGGUUAUGGAGGUUAUGGGGGCAGUGAAGAUAGAGGCAGCCGCAAUGAUAGGGGUAGCCGUGGAGAUGACAGAGGUCGCGGCGAUGACAGAAGUGGCCGAGGAGAUGAUAGAGGUGGUCGUGGUCGAGGAGGAGACCGGGGCUAUGACAGACGUGGAGGCCCUGGAGGCCGAGAUGGCCCUGGUGGUGGUGGUGGUGGUGGUGGACGAGGCCGCGCUGGAGAUUGGAGGUGUGAUAGCUGUGGUAAUAAUAACUUUGCUUGGCGCAAUGCUUGUAACCGCUGCAGUGAGCCAAAACCAGCUGGUGCUGGUGAAGAUGAUGGUGGUGGAGGAGGAGGAGGAUACCGUGGUGGAUUCCGUGGCCGUGGUGACCGUGGAGGGUACAGAGGCCGUGGUGGUGAUCGAGGUCGGGGUGGAUACAGAGACUCAGGACCAAUGAAGGGAGACCGUGGUCCAGGAAGGUCCAGACCUUACUAAAAG